AUGUCCACAAAUGAUGACAAUUGGCGAUCAUGGAUGUAUAACGAUAGAUGGGAUUCAAGUACCGGACGUCAUAAUGAAGAUUUCGCUGUUGGACUCACCGAAUUCAUGCGAUUCGCAACAAAUCAGGACAUAUGCUUACAAAGUGGUAAGUUGUUUUGUCCUUGUCCAAGAUGUGAUAAUAAUAAAUUCAUCACUGUUAGUAAGGUGUGGAAUCAUUUAAGUAGUCGAGGAUUUAGGCCAAAUUAUAAAGUGUGGUAUUGUCAUGGAGAAAAUGAUUACAUGAAUGUGGGUAGUACUAGUGAGUAUAUGGCAGAAAGGCUUGAGGAACCUAGAAUGGUAGAAAGGUUAGAGGAACCUAGAAUGGUAGAAGAGAACGUAGGUACGGUUCAGAUGGUUCAUGAUGCGUUUAUGGAGAAUAGUCAUAUGUUCCCAGAAGAAGGAAAUAGAGUGGAGGAACCAAAUUUGGAAGCAAGUAGAUUUUUUACUAUGUUAGACGCAUCGAAACAACCACUAUAUGCAGGUUGUAAGCCAGGCCAUUCUCCUUUGUACGUUGCAACAAGGUUGAUGAAUUUCAAGACUGACUAUAAUUUGCCUGAGGAUUUAGUAGAUGGUUUUGCUGAUUUUGUCAAUGAAAUUUUACCGGAAGACAAUUUGGCACCAACUACAUUUUCUGCGGUUGAGAAGCUUGUUUCUGGUCUUGGUUUGCCAUAUCAGAUGAUCGACGUUUGCAUCGACAACUGUAUGAUUUACUGGAAAGAAGACGCAAAAUUCUUGGCUUGUCGAUUUUGCGGAAAGCCUCGGUUUCAGAACACCGGAGGGAGAGUUCGAGUGGCGUUUAAGCGUAUGUGGUAUCUGCCAUUAGCGGAUAGGUUGAAAAGGCUAUAUCAGUCUGAACGAACUGCAAGGGCUAUGAGAUGGCAUCAAGAUCAUUCAAGCGAUGGUGAAAUCGCUCAUCCCUCAGACGCAGAGGCAUGGAAACAUUUUCAAACAGUUUAUCCGUCUUUUGCAUCUGAGAGCAGGAAUGUAUAUCUUGGGCUAAGUACAGAUGGCUUCAACCCAUUUGGAAGGCAUGGUAGACAGUAUUCAUUGUGGCCAGUCAUUGUCACCCCUUACAAUUUGCCUCCGUCUUUGUGCAUGAAAUGGGAGUUUCUAUUUCUCACAGUACUUGUUUCUGGUCCGGAGCACCCAAAGCGGUCACUUGAUGUGUUUUUACAGCCAUUGAUUCAUGAGUUGCAAGAGUUAUGGAAUCAUGGAGUGCAAGCCUUUGAUGUCUCAUGCCAACAAAACUUUGUAAUGCGUGCAGUGCUAAUGUGGACCAUUAGCGAUUUUCCAGCCUAUGGAAUGUUAUCUGGAUGGACAACGCAUGGAAGGUUAUCAUGUCCUUAUUGUCAAGAUGAUACAAAUGCGUUUCAGUUAAAACAUGGACAGAAGACGUGUUGGUUUGACAGUCAUAGACGCUUUUUGCCAGCCUCGCAUCCUUAUCGCUACAAAGAAAGUUGGUUUUUGAAGAAUAAAGUUGUCUACGACACUCCUCCUCCCGAGGUAGAUGGUUUAGAUAUAUUGGAGGAACUUGAAGAUGUUGGGGCUGAAAGGACAGCAGAGUGCGGUGGGAAUGGAUAUUCUCGGGUGAAUGGUUAUGGAGACUACCACAACUGGCACAAGAGAAGUAUUUUUUGGGAUUUGCCAUAUUGGAAAGACCAUUUGUUGAGGCACAACCUCGAUGUGAUGCACAUUGAGAAGAAUUUUUUUGAUAACAUCAUGAACGCAGUUCUAAAUGUUCAAGGAAAGACAAAAGAUAAUCUGAAGUCAAGGUUAGACUUACCUCUUUUCUGUGUCCGCAAUGCUCUUCAUGUCUUACCAAAUGGAAAGAGUCCCUUCCCCGCUUUUAGAUUAGAUGGAGAAGCGAAAACUGAAUUUUUCCAGUGGAUUAUCCAUAGUGUAAAAUUUCCAGAUGGUUAUGCUUCCAACCUACGUAACUGCGUUGAUAGCCGAGAAGGAAGAUUAUCUAGAAUGAAGAGUCAUGAUUGUCAUGUGUUUAUGCAACGUUUGCUACCAUUCGCAUUUGCUAAACUUUUACCAGAACAUGUGCAUGAAGCUAUCGCAGGUGAUGUUGAGCCAUCAAUGGAAGAGACAAGUUUGGUACACUUAGGAGAAGAAGCAACAAAUGAUUUAUUCAACGAUUCAGAAGAAGAGAGUGGAGAAUUUGAAGAUGGUACAGAUUCUGCUCCUUCAGAAAUAUACUCAUCUGAUUCUGAGGAUUUGUGCUAG
Microthlaspi erraticum is the source of this 2268-nucleotide messenger RNA. Lineage: Eukaryota; Viridiplantae; Streptophyta; Magnoliopsida; Brassicales; Brassicaceae. The record is from the annotation of a GenBank genome assembly.